UAGCAGAGGCAACAAGUUUAGACCCUCUGGCACCAGAAAGAACAAACAAAGCGAUUGUAAAAAUUGCUCUAUAUAAUGCUAUAAACUAUUACUGGGAAGUACCAUCAAAAGAAGGAAUGUUAGCUGCAUUACUUGAUCCUUGGUGUAAAGCAUUAAAGUUUGCUUCAGAAUCUUUAAAAUCCCAAACUUACAAUUCAUUGUCUUCUAUGUUUCAAUUAAAUAAUGCUCAAGUGGUUAAAAUUUCUGACUAUAUUGGAAUACCAGAAAUUUCUUAUGAUCAAUGCCUAUUUGAAUGGUAG
Molecule: messenger RNA, 299 nt
Organism: Cetraspora pellucida
Lineage: Eukaryota; Fungi; Glomeromycota; Glomeromycetes; Diversisporales; Gigasporaceae
Source: the annotation of a GenBank genome assembly